Molecule: messenger RNA, 824 nt
Organism: Solanum stenotomum
Lineage: Eukaryota; Viridiplantae; Streptophyta; Magnoliopsida; Solanales; Solanaceae
Product: heat stress transcription factor B-2a-like
Exons: 2
Coding region: 76-693 (205 amino acids)
Biological process (GO): regulation of transcription by RNA polymerase II
Cellular component (GO): nucleus
Molecular function (GO): RNA polymerase II cis-regulatory region sequence-specific DNA binding; DNA-binding transcription factor activity
Source: RefSeq, a predicted model, not a curated record
AUUACACGUUAUUAUAAAUAGAACAACAAGCACUACACCCUUUUGGUUACUCAACAAAAUCCCAUUUAUAUAUCUAUGGCCACAGAUAAUCGGAAUAUCCAUCGGAAAAUCGGACGGUCAACGACGAGGACAAAGUGUCCGACGCCAUUCUUAUCGAAAACUUACGAUCUUUUGGAAGAGCAAGAAGAAGAGAAUAAUAAUAAUAAUAAUAAUAAUAAUAUUAAGGUUGUUUCAUGGAAUGGUGAAGGAAAUGGAUUUGUUGUGUGGUGUCCAGAUGAGUUUUCUGAGGUUAUGUUACCUAAAUACUUCAAGCACAACAAUUUCUCCAGUUUCAUUCGACAACUCAAUACCUAUGGAUUCAAGAAAGUAGCAUCAAAACGUUGGGAAUUUCAUCAUGAAAAGUUCCAGAAAGGGUGCAGGCAUUUGCUAGCAGAAAUAACAAGAAAGAAAUGUGAGCCAAGUGUAUUUCCUACAUACUUAAAUCCUUCUAAAAAGAGCACAUUAUUAUUAGCUAGAAAUAAUCAAGAGAAUACAACAAGGCAACUUCUCAUGGAAGAGAACCAAAACUUGAAAAAGGAAAAAAUGGAAUUGCAAUUGCAAAUUGCACAUUUCAAAACAUUGGAAAUGAAGUUGUUGCAAUGCCUUUCUCAAUGUGUGGAAAAUCCACAUAAUAAAACUAGAAGGUUGUUUUAGACAAGCGUGAGUGCUUUGUACAUCGAGCUAUUUUUUAUCUUUUCUUAAUCAUACAUGUAUAAUUAAAUAGAUAUACCCUAGCUACAUAUCAGACUAUUUUUAUUUUUUUUUCAGAAAGGGGAAUAAGGGAG